GUGUUAAUUUUAUUGACUUGUGAGUUGUGUUUACUAUUUACUAUAAACAUAAUUCAAUUAUUUUGAACAGUUAACAUUUAACAAUGAACACCAUCAAUUGAGUUUGCAUUCCAAGUUCGGGUGGAUGUAUAUUUUACUUUAAACUUUUCAUAAAACGGUUUGGACUUUUAAUAUUAAUUUUUCUAUUCAAUGUGACCAUCUGAUGUUUAAUAAAAAACACAACUCCUACAAUUUAAUAUUUUAUGUAGAUUUUCUCGGUUAACAGUUUAUUUGUUUGUUUUAUCGUUUUUUUGUACACUAUAUACAUUAUUCAUUGAUUCCACUGAUACCGUCAAAAUGUACGCCCGAAGUAAAACUCCCAGUAUGGGAACUCCGUCCGUGUACUCGAUACACGCUAGUCAUUUGACUCUCCGAUCUUCUAACCUACGGUCAACGCGUUCCAUGAAAUCUUUACGUGUGCCAUGGUACCAACGUCCUAUAUUGAAAGAUGCUUACUUCCUUGAUACACAGAGAGGUGCACUUGUCAUUGCCUUCUAUUCUCUGUUUCUAAGCAUUUUUACAUUGGUGACGUCUGCGUUUGAUACAUAUUGUUUGGCAAUGGCUGCUCCUGGAUCUACACAUUAUGGUUACUAUGUUAUGAGCUAUCAGUUUGUAUAUGUUGGAAGCUCUUGGGUCAGAAAUUUAUUGGUCUUGUUCUCAUUGUUUUCAUUUGUUGUGGCAGCUGUUAUUUUUGUGACAAGUUUGAUUUUAAUAUCUGCAUUACGCAAGGAGCAUGAGAAACGGAUUGUGCCUUGGUUAUUUUCGUUUGCUGCAUUUACAGUAUUUCGAUUUAUUGCUUGGUUGUUUUCUUCAAUAGCCAAUGAUCCCAUAUUUGGAUAUAAUUUCUCCAUGAUUUUGCUGGGUGCAUUGUUCAGUGUCAUCAAUGUAUACGGUUGGAUACUAGUAUAUUCUUUGUAUUUGGAACUGUUUGAUUUGACUAAGCUUGAAGAUUUAGCACAUUUGAGAAUUGGAACUAUGGCCUCGCUGAAUGCAUCUACAACACAUUCUUUAGCUGGAUCUCGUCCUACUACUCCUCAUAGUACUGUUUCCACUGUUCCAGUAUAACACGAUACAAUAUUUUAUUGGCAAAUCAGACAGGGAAAUGUAGUAUUUAUUAUUUUUAUUUUUAAACUACAGUAUAGUCACUAAUCUAGACUUGAUACAGAUCUGGUCAUCCGGACUAGUGAGGUCUGGAUUAGCAAGACUACUGUAUUAUAAUAUGUAUUAUUAUUUAGACUUAUGACAAUGCGCUUGACACAAUGUAAUCUUAUCCGUCCAUUUUGUGUUCAAAUGUUUUAUGUUGACAAUUAAUCAGUAUUUUAUUUUAUUCAUAAGUAUCGUAUUUCAUUUUUAUACUUGAAUACGUUUUAUAUCAUUAUUUUUAACAUGGGUUAAAUACAUUGUAACUACAUUGACUACUCUAAUGCCGAGUUUACACAGUACAAUAUUAAAUAAAACAAAAACUUAAUUUUCUCAUUACAAAUAUGGAAAUCUAAUUUUAAUUAUAACAUAGCAGUUAACAAUGUUUCCAUCCUUUCAGAUAAUUUAUUUUGUUUACAUAUUUCUUGAACUUAUACUAAACAUUAACACUGUAAUAAUGUUAAUAUCAAAAACAAAUUUUUUUCGGAAAAUUUUGUAUCAAAAUUGAUACAAUUAUUCCUUAUAAUAAGACCACCCCUUCCAAGAAAACAUUUUUUGUUCAUAUUCACUGAAACACAAUCACUGUUUUGUUUUAUACUUUAUAUUUUUAUCUUUGUUUCCCGGCUUAACAUAUCAAUUGACAACGUUUAUAUUAUAGAUUGGACUAUACAUCCAAAUUUAUUAGUGAUGAAACUUUUAUGUUAUCCAUAUAAAAGAGAGACUAAUUGAAUGAAUAAAACUGAAUAGUAUUUUCUAUAUGUAUCUAUACUCUAUAGUUUAUAGUAUGCUUAACCAAUAGUAUUAAUAACUUUUUAAGAACAAAAGUUUCUUCAUUUUUAUAUAUUUAUUUUUAUUGCACAUAUAAUUUUAGUUAAGUUAAUAUUUUUUACAAAUUUUAUAGUGAUAUUUUAUCAGUUACGAGUCACAGAUAGUUAACAUUUUUUUGAAUUUUAGUUUUAAUUUGAAUGCAAGCCAAAUUAUUUUUUACAAUAUAAUAAUUUACUUAAUUAACUGGUAGUAGCAUUAAUUAUAUUAGAUAAAAUGAUACAUAUAAACUGUAAAUUUGUUUUGUGAAUCUCCACUUAUUUUUAUACAUUUUAUUAAAACUUUGUAAUAAUAGAGAGAAUAUUAUAGUUUUAUCAUAAAUUAAAUCAAAUUAUUAUAUUUUUACAUUAUUUUUUUGUGUUUAAGUAAAAAACCAUAAAUUUAUUAUUAACAUGGUUUAAUAAAUUAAUAGUUAUAACA
Messenger RNA from Metopolophium dirhodum (rose-grain aphid), 2424 nucleotides. RefSeq lists its product as uncharacterized. Bases 337 to 1104 code for a protein of 255 amino acids. NCBI's taxonomy places the organism in Eukaryota, Metazoa, Arthropoda, Insecta, Hemiptera, Aphididae. The transcript is spliced from 5 exons. The record is from RefSeq and is a predicted model, not a curated record.